Molecule: messenger RNA, 2058 nt
Organism: Aspergillus uvarum CBS 121591
Lineage: Eukaryota; Fungi; Ascomycota; Eurotiomycetes; Eurotiales; Aspergillaceae
Product: Zn(II)2Cys6 transcription factor
Exons: 7
Coding region: 1-2058 (685 amino acids)
Biological process (GO): DNA-templated transcription; positive regulation of transcription by RNA polymerase II
Cellular component (GO): nucleus
Molecular function (GO): DNA-binding transcription factor activity, RNA polymerase II-specific; sequence-specific DNA binding; zinc ion binding
Source: RefSeq, a predicted model, not a curated record
AUGUCAGAAGGCGUAAGUAGCUGGGAUAUCUGUGGAAGAUAUGAACUAACCCAUUUCAGCUGCGUACGAUGUCGUUCCAUGAAGGUCAAGUGCUCCGGGUCAAAUCCCUGUGGGCGUUGCGCCCGGAGCAAGAAACCAUGUCACUAUGCAGUGGAGGAAGCGAGAGUCUCGGUGCCGGAGAGCGUCGCCAUAGUGCGGCUGCAACUGUGCGUUACGCCGAUGUACGCAACUCGACCGAAGACGGAGACUCGUUCGUCUUCUCGCAUCCAUCGGUUCUGGAGGAUCAGGAUGAAUGUUCGGGCUUCCAACCGCAUGUCGAGGCCAACCGUAGGUCGCCUCUUCCCUCCUGACCAUCUCGUACUGACACAUCCAGCAGCCCCAUCGGAGCAUGAUUCCCAACCAGAAAGAGACGGACUGCGGUCGAAGUUCUCUCGAAACCCUCUGGUAGAAUACUCAUUUGCACAGUCUCCGGACGGACGAUUCUGGUACAUGGGUCCCACCUCCUCCUGGUCCUUCUGCCGCCGCGUGCUCGCCCUGCUAGGCAAGCAUGUCCCCGACGCCAACUGUCCCCCGGACCCAUGGAACGUCGACGCCUCAGCCUUUGCCCUAAAAUGGCGACCCCUGCCGAUGGACGAGGUGCCUGAAGUCUGCCAUUUACCCCCGAUCGACUACGGGCUGUAUCUCUUCCACACCGUCAAGUACUACCUGGGGACACUAUUCUACAUCAUCGACAGCCCUUCCUUCCUCCGCCACCUGCACGAAUUUUACACCGACCCCGGCACGAAAGUUGUAUCAAUGCGUCUGUGGUACGCGCAGUAUCUUCUGGUCCUCGCUUUCGGGAAAGCCUUCCUGGCACAGAAUCACCCGCCGAAUGCGCCGCCAUCGGGGUACCAGUACGCCGCGCGCGCGAUGUCCCUUAUGCCGGACCUGUCGGGGAUGUAUCCCAAUCCGCUGCAGUGCAUCCGUACCCUGACGCUCGCAGCGUUGUACUUCCAGUCGAUCGAUAUGCGCGUCGCGGCAUUUCAGCACAUCGGCUUCGCCUUCCGCUUCUGCAUCAUCGAAGGCAUCCACCGCCACGUCCCGGAGGAGCUGGACGGGGCGGAAUUCUCGCACCGCUGCCGGACCAUCUUCUGGAUCGUCUACAUGCUGGACCGGGAAUUCACCGCCCUAAUGGGGGCGCCCAGCUCCAUCCGCGACGAGGACAUCACCGAAACUCCAGCGGUGUACGGCGUGGGACCCGACUCCACCGGCACACUCAUCAAAGACACGCAGGCCAUCCUCCGGGAUCUGGCCGAGCUCUCGCAGGACCUCACCGUGUUCCUGAACGCCGAGUUCCCCGCGGCAUUGAGCCGGGCGUCGCGGACGGCGACGCGGUUAAUCCUGGGGUAUCACCACAGCAUCGUCCUCACCACCCGGCCCUUAGUCAUGUGUGCGCUACACACGCACAUCGAGCGCGCCUCCUCCCGCGCCGCCAUCAACCUCUCCGCCACCGUCGCCUCGCUGCUCCAGUGCUGCGUCGAGUCCGCGCUGACGGUGUUGCAGACCCUCCGCACACUAGCGGACGAGGACCUGAUCGAAUCCUUCCUCCCCUUCCAGAUCGAAGACGCCUUCGCCUCCGCCUUCAUCCUCUACGUCAUCCAGGCCAUCGCCCCGGCCCUGAUCCCGACCGAAACCCGCUGGACCGAGCACAUCGAUUGCGUGCUCGAGAAGAUCGUCUCCAAGGGCAACCUGGCGGCGCCGAUGCGGCGCGCCGAGCUGGAGAAUCUGCGCGUGAUGAUGGGGCCGAUUACGCCGGUUUCUGUUGGUUGUGCGGGAUCGCCUGGGGAGGUAGAGCGGCAGGGGCAGCAGCAGCAGCUACAAGAACCUGGCCAUGCUGUUGCUGAGGCUGUGGGUGGUGGUGGUGGUGGUGGGUUGAACGUCGUCCCGCCGCACGAUCCACCUACAGACUGGGAAUGGGAGUAUCUGGCGAUCCACUCGACAAUUGGGCUGGGGGUGGAGCCCCGGGAACUGAUGGAUUUGGCGGAUCGGUUGGAGGGCGAGAUUGGGGGUGGGGUGUAG